AUGUCUUUCCUAGUCAAUCAAAAGCCUGGUGCUUGUCCGGUUCUUCCACCUGAUACCGUCGGUACAUGUGCUACAACAUGUGGUUUCGACAGCGAUUGUCCAGGAGUAAAGAAGUGUUGUUCUAAUAAUUGUGCACAUAUAUGCACCUUCCCAGGCAAUAGAAAACCUGGACGGUGUCCAGUCGUUCCACCGGAUUCCAUCGGUCCGUGUGUUGACUUACCAAUAUGUAAUGUAGAUAGUGAUUGUUACGGUGUUCAGAAGUGUUGUCCAAAUGGUUGUGGACAUGAAUGCUUUUUUCCAGUCGAUCCAAAGCCUGGUACCUGUCCUGUUCUUCCACCUGGUAGCGGCGGUACGUGUGCUGAGCACUGCAGUGUAGACAGUGAUUGUCGGGAUGUACAGAAGUGUUGUUCUAACGGUUGUGGACAUGAUUGUUUCUUCCCAGUCACUGGUAAGCCUGGUACCUGUCCAACACUUCCAUCUGAUACUGCUGGGACAUGUGUUGAUCUUUGCAGUGUGGACAGCGAUUGUUUAGGUGACCAGAAGUGUUGUUCUCAUGGUUGUGGACACAGUUGUUCCUCCCCAGUAAGUUCCUGUCCGCCUGAACCAAAAUGUCCAAUACCACCAAGAGGUCCUCCAGGAACAUGCAAACCGCCGUGCAUAUUUGAGUACAAGGUUAUCAAUGGACUUCGAUGUAGAGUAAAGUGUUUUCUUGGUCCCCCGGGGCCACGAGGACCACCUUGUCCGCCAACCGGGUGUCCCAGUGUAGGACAACCAGAGCCGGCAGCUCAACAAGGUUCCUCUGGAACACUAUUAGGAGGUAAGAUUUAUAAACCAGUAAAACAAUGUAUUCAAGGUCAAAUUACUUAA
Molecule: messenger RNA, 867 nt
Organism: Mytilus californianus (California mussel)
Lineage: Eukaryota; Metazoa; Mollusca; Bivalvia; Mytilida; Mytilidae
Product: WAP four-disulfide core domain protein 3-like
Exons: 6
Coding region: 1-867 (288 amino acids)
Biological process (GO): innate immune response; antibacterial humoral response
Cellular component (GO): extracellular region
Molecular function (GO): peptidase inhibitor activity
Source: RefSeq, a predicted model, not a curated record